Messenger RNA from Didymodactylos carnosus, 1310 nucleotides. The record is from the annotation of a GenBank genome assembly. NCBI's taxonomy places the organism in Eukaryota, Metazoa, Rotifera, Eurotatoria, Philodinida, Philodinidae.
AAACAAGACAACAAAAUAUGCAUUCGACGCGUCUUUUCAAGUUCUAUCUGAUGAAGGGGUUUGCACUGCGAUUAGAAAAUAUUUAAUGAUAGAAAAACAACUCUUAAAUGUGAUUUUUCUCAUUUUUCAAAGUUUGAAUACAUGCUGCACCGUUCUACGGGUUUCCAGAACGUGGGAUAACAUAUAUCUCGCAUGUACUCGACGUGGGCUAUUAGAAAAACAGCCUUUUGUCUUCGGUUUAAGUAUUUUCACGGAAAAGUAUUUUUCCAGCGAAAACAUCAUAGGAUUUUCGUCUGUUUCGAAAGUACUCGGCCAAAGACAAAAACCUGUUUUUCUAAUAGCCCACGUCGAGUACAUGCGAGAUAUAUGUCAUCUCACGUUCUGGAAUCCCGUAGAAAAACGACCUUUUUAAACAUCUUCCUGAGAACGUGCUUAACAUUUUGGAACUUUUUGCCUGCUAGUGAUUUUGCAGCUUUGCACAUACAGAAGCUAAUCUAACGGUACCAGUCCAUGAAAAUAUUUCACUAAAAAAUGGUGAAAAUGCCUACAAAAGAACUAUUCUGCUAGGAAAUGGAAGUUCCACAGGUUGAGAAGAUACCGUUGCUUUAAAACUUUUUAAACGUGAUAUUCGUCAUCAGGAGCUCGAGUUCUACUUGUCCUAUUACUCUUGAACAAUUGGUAACUAUGGUAAACUAUGGUACCUUCUCGAAAGAACAACCCAAUUUUGAUAACCUCUUCUUUAACUUUGUAGUAGACCGUCAAUACCUAACUCAACACUUUCUCAAGAUUGUAGUGAUAGUGAAUUAUUGGUACCCAGUAUUGUUAUGACCACAACAUCAGAUACAAAUAUUAAUUUUAAACGUCCAUUAUCCGAUGAUUUUGAUCCAAAUUUCGAUGAAGAUCUCAACAACAAUAAUAGUUUUUUAUCUGUUAAAUUAAAACGACCGAGUAUAGAAGAUAAACUCGAUGAUAGUGGUAAAACUGAUAUUAUAAGCGCUAGUAUUCGUGUUCCUGAUACAUCACGUUUGUCCGUUUUAAAUGUACCAGAAAAUUGUGAUUCAUCAGUUUGUGAUUCCGAAUAUAUGGUGUCAAAUCAUGAUCUAACAUCAUUGUCGUCUGAACUAUCUUCUUGUUCAUCAGCAUCAUGUCAAAAUGUAAAUGAAAUAGAAGAAAAUAAUUGUGACAAUAAUCAUACAUUGAAUAGUAACAAUAAAUCAACUGAGUUACAAUAUAAAGAAAUAUGUUAUCCUGUCGAUGAUAGUGACGAUAAUUUAGGUAAAAUUAGUAGUCAUUCUUUUAAAAAGCAUUAA